UUGUCCAUACCCAUCAAUCCACCAUCUUUCUUUCACUCUCUCUCUCACUCAUGUUUUCCUUUUUAAAGCAGAACAACAACAGUUGAUGGAAUGGACCACAACACAAACACAACCUUCUUUCUUGAUCUUGACAACUAUAAUGUUUAAAAAAAAAUCUUAUAUAUAUAUUGUACUUUGAUCUAUAAUAAUAACAUUUAUUAGAUAAAGAUUUAUCACUAUUACCAGUGUAGUUAGUUAGUAACAAAAUAAAAAUGGUGGAGAAGAAGAAAAAACAGAGAGAAAUGGUCACUGCCAUUCUUAGUCACCUAUGGAAAUUCUUGUCUUACAACUAAACAAAAAACAUUUUUAGUCAAACUUGUGGUUCUGGUGUUGUUUGUGGUUUUGGCUGUAAUAUAUAACUCUUGAAUAUUUCUUACCCAUUUACUGUUGUCAUAUAUUAUCUCUUCAGUGUUCUGUCAUGAAAAGACAUGGUAGCUCAGAUUCCAUGAAUCUCAUGUGCCAUAUAGAUGAAAGCAAUAGUAGUCCUGUGGGAUACACAAGAGAGUUUCAUCAGUCAAUGUUAAUGGACGAAGGUGAUGAUGAGUGUGUGGGGGGAGGCCAGAUCAUCUCUGAGAAAAAACGACGAUUAAGUGUUGAGCAAGUAAAAGCAUUGGAGAAAAACUUUGAGAUGGACAACAAAUUGGAACCAGACAGGAAAGUGAAACUUGCUCAAGAGCUGAGUCUACAACCCCGACAAGUAGCUGUUUGGUUCCAGAACCGGCGUGCUCGUUGGAAGACGAAGCAACUCGAAAGAGAUUAUGGACUUCUACAAGCGAAGUUUGAUUCACUUAAACAAGACUAUGACACUGUCAAACACGAGAAUGAAUCUCUAAAUGAACAAAUUAAGGAGCUUAGAUCCAAGCUAUACGGUGAAGACGAAGAAAGCAACAAUCCUGUGAGGAAGGAAGAAAGUCAAGACAAAUCAAAAUACCCGGAAAUGUAUGACAACAUGGUUGCAACCACAUAUUUCAAAGACGGGUCAUCAGACAGUGAUUCCAGCGCUAUUUUGAACGAAGACAACAACAUGACAGCCAUUGCAGACGGUCACCAGAUAAACGAAUCAAAAGACAUAACGGGUGAUGAUCAAAAUGCUUACGAGCCUCAGUUUGUUAAGAUUGAAGAACAUAACUUCUUUAGUGGAGAUGAAUCUUGCAACUUCUUUUCGGAUGAUCAAGCUCCUACAUUGCAAUGGUAUUGUCAGGAUCAAUGGAACUUAACCAAGGAAAACUAAAGUUAACUCUAGUUCCUGGUUAUUUAAUCUCAUAUCACCAAUGGAAACAAUUUCAAAUAAAUGUAAAUUGAAAAUAAUAAUGAAAUUGGUGGCAUAUGAGGGAUGUAUUAAUUAAAUAGAAGCUAAGUGAAGUAUUUUUGCAUGAGUUUAUGUUCUCUUGAAAAAGAGAAAAACUUCAACUUGAAUGGACCAAACAUCCUGUAAUAUUGGAUAGUAAUCAAGUCAAUGCUUCUACUAUGGUCA
Messenger RNA from Erigeron canadensis, 1513 nucleotides. RefSeq names its product homeobox-leucine zipper protein ATHB-16-like. Gene Ontology annotation, cellular component: nucleus. The transcript has 3 exons. Bases 458 to 1270 code for a protein of 270 amino acids. NCBI's taxonomy places the organism in Eukaryota, Viridiplantae, Streptophyta, Magnoliopsida, Asterales, Asteraceae. Gene Ontology annotation, biological process: positive regulation of DNA-templated transcription. Gene Ontology annotation, molecular function: sequence-specific DNA binding; DNA-binding transcription factor activity, RNA polymerase II-specific. The record is from RefSeq and is a predicted model, not a curated record.